AUGGAUCCGAAUCCGACGCCGAAGCCGAAGAUCUGUAUCUACGGUGCCGGGGCGAUUGGAUGCCACCUCGCCGGCCACCUUGCUCGCACAGGCAAAGCGGUAGUGUCGGUGGUGGCCCAGCCGCACUCGCGAACCGUUUCAGCCAUCUCGCAAAACGGGAUCCGAGUGAUCACGCCUCGGGAGGAUUUCACCGCGCGCGUGCAAGCGGUGGGCAGCAGCGACAGCGACAUAGCGGCGCUCGGGAUCCAGGACUAUGUGAUCAUCACGCUGAAGAUCCAACAGCAGACGGCGGCGGUGUUGAGGACGAUUUCGCAGCUGGUCGGGCCCAACACCACGAUCCUGCCGCCGUCGACCGGCAUCCCCUACUACUUCUUCCACGGGUUCGCGGGCGCGCACGACGACGAGCGACUGCCGGAGAUCGACCCGGACGGCGUGGCGUGGCAGGUCCUGCCGCCCAGCCAGGUCAUCCCCGUGGUGUUCUGGUGCGGCGCCCACCGGCUCGCUCCGAACGUGACGCAGCAAGACGGCAGCAGCGCCCGCUACGCCGUGGGCGAGCUGGCCGGCCACAGCGGCGACUCGAAACGCCUGACCGCGCUGGUCGAGCUGAUGCAGGCCGGCGGCCUGGACAUCACCGUGACUGACAACAUCCGCGGCGAGAUCUGGACCAAGUUCGCCAACAGCCUGUGCGGGAAUCCUAUCGCCGUGCUGACCUUGGCCGACAUGAGCGGCUUCGCCACCGAGCCCGCCGUCGUCGCCGUCUUCGCCGCCAUGCUGCGCGAGGUUGACGCCGUCGGCGCCGCCUUGUCCGUCCACGUGCCUCAGUCCGUCGAGGACCGCCUCGCCUUCACCCUCAGCACCGGCCACCACCAGUUCUCCAUGUUGCAGGACUUGGAGGCCGGCCACCCACUCGAGCUCGACUCCUUUAUCCGCUCCUGGGACGCUGUCAAACGUCUGGCUGGCUCCGGCUCCGGCUCUGGCCCCAGCACCCCGACCUGUGAUGUCGUGCUGCCGCUGGCCGAAUUGAGGAACCGUCGCUAUGAGGAACAACUGCAACAGCAACAGCAAUAG
This is a messenger RNA of Capronia epimyces CBS 606.96, 1068 nucleotides long. RefSeq lists its product as uncharacterized. Gene Ontology annotation, cellular component: cytoplasm. NCBI's taxonomy places the organism in Eukaryota, Fungi, Ascomycota, Eurotiomycetes, Chaetothyriales, Herpotrichiellaceae. The transcript has a single exon. Gene Ontology annotation, molecular function: oxidoreductase activity. The record is from RefSeq and is a predicted model, not a curated record. The coding region runs from base 1 to 1068 and encodes 355 amino acids.